Hyla sarda is the source of this 4000-nucleotide messenger RNA. RefSeq names its product estrogen related receptor alpha (gene ESRRA). The transcript has 8 exons. Gene Ontology annotation, cellular component: nucleus. Gene Ontology annotation, molecular function: steroid binding; nuclear steroid receptor activity; DNA-binding transcription factor activity. Bases 360 to 1592 code for a protein of 410 amino acids. The record is from RefSeq and is a predicted model, not a curated record. NCBI's taxonomy places the organism in Eukaryota, Metazoa, Chordata, Amphibia, Anura, Hylidae. Gene Ontology annotation, biological process: regulation of DNA-templated transcription.
GCUUGUCACCAGCUGGAGGAGGACCCGCUGUAGGAAGUGUGUGAGUGUGUGACACGGAGUGUGAGUGAGUGUGUGUAAGCCGCGUCCUCUGCUGCGUCCUACACAAGUGUGUGUAUACACGGCCGGUGCACACAACACACAUGUCCGGGAAAGACCAGCGCGCAAUUCACACCCGGUGAGUGUGCAAGACCGGGGGCCAGGACGGCGCAAUGACAACAGGAGCCUGACAUGUUUCUUCUCCUUUAACAACUAUCAGCCAAGACACCAGCCCCAACCACCUGUCGACAAAGGGUGUCUGCCCCACAACAGCAGGAGUAGUAGUGUUGCCUUCAUGUGUAUCUCCUCUACACUUCUUUAUCAUGUCUUCUCGUGACAGACGCCCUGAUCUCUGUAUCAAGGCAGAACCAGGGACUCCAGAAAGCAUUGGACGCCGGAGCCCCAGUGGAUCUAGUGAUAGCAGUGGACACGGACCUGAACCACAGGGUCCUCGCUGCUGCCGAGGUGGUGAUGAUGAACCAGAAGAUACACCUGGAAGGGGCAAAUAUGUCCUAAACUCCAUCCCUAAAAGGCUCUGCCUGGUGUGUGGCGAUGUGGCAUCUGGAUACCACUAUGGAGUUGCUUCUUGUGAAGCUUGUAAAGCUUUCUUCAAACGCACUAUACAAGGCAAUAUCGAAUACAGCUGUCCUGCUACCAAUGAGUGUGAAAUUACCAAAAGAAGACGGAAGGCAUGCCAAGCCUGUCGAUUUACUAAGUGUCUGCGGGUGGGCAUGCUCAAGGAAGGGGUGCGUUUAGACCGUGUAAGAGGGGGUCGGCAGAAAUAUAAGAGAAGACCAGAAGGAGACAUCUUGCAAUAUACACCAGGAGCACAACCAUCCCAACAAAGUUCGACUGUAGUCAAGAAACAAGCUCCAGUGAACACUGUAGUCUCACAUCUGCUGGUGGCAGAGCCAGAUAAGCUGUUUGCUAUGCCAGACCCAUCACUUCCUGAUGGCUACUUGAAGUCUAUGAGCACAUUGUGUGACCUCGCAGAUCGAGAGAUUGUUAUUAUUAUCAGCUGGGCCAAGAACAUCCCAGGUUUUUCUUCCCUUUCUUUAUCGGACCAGAUGAGUCUCUUGCAGAGUGUCUGGAUGGAGGUUCUUCUUUUGGGAGUUGUGUUCCGCUCCCUUCCAUAUGAAGAUGAAGUUGUGUUUGCUGAGGAUUUUGUAUUGGAUGAGGAGUCCUCACAUUCUGCCCGUCUGACUGAUCUCUGCUCCUGCAUACUUCAUCUGGUACGCAAGUAUCGGGCUUUGCGUGUGGAAAGAGAGGAAUAUGUCAUGUUAAAAGCCCUCACUCUUACGAAUUCCGACUCUGUGCACAUUGAAGAUCCUGAUGCAGUUUUACGUCUUCGGGAUGCUUUGCAAGAAGCACUUAGUGAAUACGAAUCAAAUCGCCAUCCGGAGGAACCCUGUCGUGAUGGGAAGUUGCUUCUGACACUCCCAUUACUUCGCCAGACUGCUGGUAGAGUCCUUCAGCACUUCCAUGCCCUACGAGAAGAAGGAACUGUCCCUAUGCACAAGCUUUUCCUAGAAAUGCUGGAAGCCAUGAUGGAUUGAGAGAGAUAAAUAAGUGUACCAUGUACUUUCCUUGCGAUGACCCAGAGGAUGAAAGCUGGGACUACAUAAUGAAUGUAUAGGACAAGCAAUUUUAUUUUUAAUGCACAGAUUCUUCCUGUAUUGCGGUAUAGACUGCUUUGGAAGAUACUGCAGAUUUGGUGCAGGCAUGAAUGGACAUUGGCAAAUGUUUAUGUUCAUUAAUGAGCUAAGUGACAUCAAAGUGUUAGUUAUUUUUAUUUAAUUUAGUGAAGUGCUGAUAUCCUAUGGUAGGAUAAGCCAUAGAAAGUAAUGGGGGGAGUCCUUCAGUCCCUCAAACAUACUUUUGAGCCAUAACUUUAUCCCAUAAGCAAUAGGGCACAUCACAAAGUUACUGGAUGAUAACUUGGAGUUGUGUGUCCCUCUUUCUCUUUGUUCAUUGUGGUGUAUGGUUUUACACCGGUCAGUUUAUAUAUUUUUUCCUGUUAAAGAGUCUGCCCAAGUGACAAUCUCCCCAGUAUGUCGGAUUUGUAGACCAGUUUUGGAAUUUAAUGUUUAAUUGUUCAUAUACAAAGAAAAAAAACAUGUUGUUCUAUAACACUAUCAGUCAUGGCAGGUGCUAUCUGCGGGAUGUAACUUAAAGGUGCACUUUUAUUUGUUUCUUUUGCUCAUGCGUAAUACUUAAUAUGAAAAGUACUGCAAAUGGUGCUUACAUAUGGCUACGUCUUGCUGCAUUCCUUGAAUCUAUACCUAAGGUAACAGAAAAUGAGUAGGGGUUAAUGUCUGUAGAGCUUAUGUCUACUUUCAUAGUAGAUGUAGUAGAUUAUACUAUAUGUACUAUCCCACUAUAGUGUGUUCCAAAUAUCCUAAAAUAUUCAUACGAUAACUGAUAAUUUGCAAAAAUUCAUGCAAUAUUUUCCUAGAUUAAAGGAGUUUCCUACUAAAAUUAUCACCUAACCACAGAAUAGGUGAUACUUAUGUGAUUGCUGGGACCCUAAGUGGUCUCAAGAACGGUGGUCCCUGUGUGCCAUGUGUAAAUGCACUUGUAUGACCACAGCUCUCUAAUCGGACUGAGAUUGUCAAGCGUGAUCGGUCAGUCCCAUAGCAGUAAAUGGAGCAGCAGUCAUGUGAGUUUCCAUGCACAUAGGGCAGCCGCGUUGGAACCCCAGUAAUCACAUGUAGGUAACAAAUAAUUCUAGUACCUUUCUAAGGAUGUACAUUAUUUUACCACCACUUGUGGGCAGCUAAAGGUUUAUGUGGGGCCCCAACAUAGCAGUUCACCUUCCCCAACCGAGGCAUGCUGUCAGCCAAUCUCUCUUCUUAAAACAAAAAGCAAUAAGCCCUAAAUAAAGCAAGCCAAUACUUUAUUCACACAUUGUUGCAUUGCAUCAUGUUGUACUAAGCCUGUGCAGAGUGGUAUCAAUCCCCCAUGGGGUUGUAGUUGGGGCACAUAGAAAUAAGCAGACUGCCCAAUUUGUGUUUUAACAUGACAUGGUACUGAAGAGGCACUGUAGGUCUAAGCCUUCUGCCAGGUUGUUCCCCCAUAUUAGGAAUAUUACAUGAGCAGCAUUUGUUCCCCAGGCAAUUGUGCUUGAAGUCUCUAAAAUCACUGGAUGAACUGGUCAUGUUUGCAGCAAGCUAAAUUUUGUUAUAUUCACAACAACAUAGGGAAAAGUAUUAGUUACCAGUUCCUCUAAGCUCACUUGUGAUUUACUUGGUAUUUUUAGUUUUUUUUUUCUCCUUGCUGUGAGACCACAGCAAGAAAAAACAGAAACCAACGCUAGAAAGCUGUUCUAUUGUGUAAACCCUUUUCAAUUCUGGCUGUAGAUAUUUAGACAGACCAAAAUAUAGCUAUAGAAAUGCAGCACAAGUCCAGUUUCAUCCUACCUGGCAGUUUGGUUCAUCUGACCUGCAGUCAGGCAGAAACUUGUGGCUGUAGUGUGCCAGGUCACUUUCACGCAGAUUUUUGUAUGCCAAUACAUGUAAGGGGUACAAAGACUUUUUUUGUAGCUGACCUGGGGCAUAGCUGUCCAACUGAGCAAAUAAACUGUAGUGUAUAGCAUGAAGAACAUAACAGCAGUUACAUAACUCACUUCCUGUAUGGAAAAACUGCGGCUGGCAUGAAGUAAAAGAGUUAGGGUACGUUCACACACACAGGAUCUGGAGCUGAUUUUGCAACCCAAUGAAGUUAGGGGGUAGCAAAAUCAGCCACGCAAAAUAUACAGCAGAUCGGGUACGUGUGAACAAUCUCUUAGUGUAGAUCAGUGCGGUUUAAACUUUCUAAAUUAUGAUUCAUUAACUGCUGCAGACAUUCUAUCAUUUGUUCACCCCCUGCAGUACUAUUUUUCUUUGCACUAUUACAGAGAAGCACCCAUUAAGUGUAAAUAAUAAUGUUUUCCAACCUCAUCAAAUCUAUUAGCUCUAUUGCGAUA